Molecule: messenger RNA, 2603 nt
Organism: Linum trigynum
Lineage: Eukaryota; Viridiplantae; Streptophyta; Magnoliopsida; Malpighiales; Linaceae
Source: the annotation of a GenBank genome assembly
UACAUACAUAUUAAAUUAUCGUAAAGAGAUACAUACUAAUUAUCGUAAAAUAAACAUACUAAAUUAACUAAAUUAAAUGACAUUGUUAAUGAAUCAAUAUUUUAAAGAGAAACAUACAUAUUCAAUUGUUUGAAAUUAAUAAAAUUCCAUUUGUACACAUAAAUUUUAAAUCGUAAGGACUGUUUGGUAAAUUAUUUAAUCGUUUUGGUUGUUUUAAAUAAUUUAAUCGAAUACAAAGCAACACUCGUUAGACUCUUAGAAGAGGUAUACAUCUUCUUAGAAACGCAGUCUUGUUGACAGAAAAAGGGGGGAUCCGAGGAUCUCUUAAUACCCGAUUUUCCCAGGAAAUGGGAGGAUAUGAUAAUCGCUUAAAACCCCAUUUCCUUAGACGUGCAUCUCUUUAUAAAGAGUCGAAGUAAGUGGCGCAAUGUAUCAGAUUAAAUUAUUGAAAACAACCAACACGAUUAAAAAUUCAACAUAAAUUUAUUUUAUAUUUCACUAAAUACAUAAACAAAAUAAAAGAAGGACAAAUGGUAAAGAAUUGUAUGUACCGGAUGAGCGUUCCAAACAUCCCUUGACCGAUGGUUGGGUUGGUCGUACAAGUCAAUUGGAUCCAACGGUCCUUGCUCGAGAUAAUACCGUUGGUUGUAAAUAUCGACGUCCUCCGCAGCCUACGAGAAAAUAACAACGAGGUUAGUAAAUAGAUUAAUUAAAAAGCAAGACAAAAAUUAAACCCGAAUAAUGAGUACAUACCGCUUGAAAUUCAUCAACAAAAACUCCUUCUCCUUGCCACCAAUCGGCCAUUUUUUCGGCGCAAUUCGGACAGAGCUUCGGCUCGGCUCGGCGGGUUUUGAGGAAAAAACCUAAGAAAUGUUUUCUAAUGGCAGAUCGGACUUUGCCGCAACCAAUAGACCACUAUUUCCUAGGCUUUUGGGAGGGGGAGGGUUUAGAGAGAUAAAACUUAGAGAGAGAAGGAAGAAUGGGUUGAAGGUGUAAAGAAAAAUGAGAGGGGGAGGGGGGCUAUAUAUAGUUUUCAGAUCGCAAGCUCCAGGGGCGAUUUAGGAAUUUUGCCCCGGGCGGAUCGCAUUCUCCCAAUGCGUUUUCCGCUUCCCCAGGCGCAGAUCGCAUUCUCCCAAUGCGCUUUGACUGCCACCGGCGCGGAUCGCAUUACCCGCGUGCGAUCUGGGAUCCAAGGCGCGGAUCGCUCCGCUGGCGUGCGCUUAGCCGUUGGAUCGGCUGUCAAUCGGACGAUCUGGUGGAUCGCAACGAGUCCUCCCCAAAUCGCAUCAGUCUGGUGCGUUUUAUAUUGUGGAUUGCACCCCUCUGAUGCGUUUUACGUGUAGAUCGCAUCUGUAAGGUGCGGUUUACAUUUAAAACGCAUCUUAGGGGUGCGUUCCAAAAAAUAAGGUGCUAUUAGUGGAAUUUCUUUUACAUAGGUGCUAUUUUUGUAAUUUUUUUUUUAAAGGUGCUAUUAUUGGAAAAACCCAAAUUCUAUCGUCUCCUGCGAUUACGUCAGAAGAUGCAGAGGGUAUUAUACCCUCCGUUCGUUUAUGGGCGUGCACCCAUCAUCUUACUUACCUAUGUGUGUGUGUGUUUGUCACUCAGUUUUAGAAUGACGAGAGAUUAUUGAUGGAUUUUUGUGAUCAUAAUGUGUGUUGUUUUUACUCGUGUUCAACGGCGAGCAAUUGCUCCAAUCCACAUUACUGUGGGGAAUUGUUAUUUAUGUAAAUAAGAAACUAAUCAUCCCUCUGAAUGUUAACUGGCCAUCUAGAACUAGACCAAGAAGACGAAAGUUGUUUUUGCCGACGAGAUAGAAAGGCAUUGACAAGAGGAAGAAGCAAUGAGAGCCAUUAGGGACACCACCAAAGAUGAAUCAACGAAUGUCAUUCAUUGUCUCAAAAUCCAUCAAACCACGCUCAAUUGACUAACAAGUGAAAUGUUAUGUGUUGUUCGACACACCUCAAUAUUAAAAGCGAUAAGAAGGAAAACCAAACAAAAUGUAAAAAGAGUCUAAAAACUCCCCUUGCCAGCCAUUUCAGAUAGAAUCGUCACAAAAAAAAAAGUGGGUAUGGAAGAUCCCAGACAAAGAUGAAAGUAACUCAUAAAAUCAAUAGAAAUUAAAGGAGAGUUUACAUAAAAGAACUGGGGUUUUGUUGCUAUUAUCUGUAUUUUGCACAUGUAUAUGAUAGAAAUAUCUCACACAAUCAAUUGAUAUAGUUAAAUAUGUAAGAGAGUAAAACGAUUAACAAAUCCUUUUUCCAAUAAUUUGAGUUAUUGGGACCAAGUGAUUAGUUCGCCAAUAUGGUAUCAGAGCCUAGAACUAAAAGGUCAUGGUUUCGAAUCCUGAUGAUGACCCCCAUUUAAUGUCAUUUGUUUAUCACAAGGGAUGAUAUGUCCAACCUGUGCAAACUAAAGCCUCGUGCUUCAGCAGCACAAGGGUUCAACCUGUGCAAACUGUACAAAUCCAAAAUUUGGCAUUGAGAUUAAAAUGCUUAACAAAUCCUUUCCCAAUAACUCGAGUUAUUGAGAUCAAAUGGUUAGUUCGCUAAUAAAAUACUUAAUUUUUAUUUUAAACAAGUGGGUAAUAAAGUCAAGUAAGUUAA